CAAACCCAUCUCUCUUCUUUUCUCUUCUCUUCUUUUUCCAUCUCUGCUUUUUCACUUCUCUUCUUUUCUCACUUCAUCCCUUCUCUCUCUCUCUCUCUCUCUACGCGUUCUCUCUUAACUACUCCCAAUCAGCCGCCGGAAAAUGCUGGAUUCCCCACCUGCACCGCGCCAAUUUCCGCGGCAGUAGCCGAAUCCAGCAAACCUAGUGAAAGCUUCCUUCGAUUGAGUGAGAAAUUCUUCCAAUUUCAUCUGAAAAAAGAGGGGUAAAAUGCCUGAGACGCUCCUACGCGUGAAGCCAGCUGAGAAUUGCGACGAGAAAUCGCUGGAUAGCUCCACCACCACCACCACCACCACGACUACGCCGAGGUCGGUGAUAAUCGUGCCGCGGAGUAAAUCUCAGGCGACGUGCAGGAGAGUGACGCCGGCGGCGAUUCCGGAUGUCGUGGAGAAGCGCCUCCCCAACGGCGAUCUGUACAUCGGGACGUUCUCGAGCAACACGCCUCACGGAUCGGGGAAGUAUCUGUGGAAGGAUGGGUGCAUGUAUGAAGGGGAUUGGAAGAAGGGGAAGGCCAGCGGCAGGGGGAAAUUCUCCUGGCCGUCGGGGGCUACGUUUGAGGGCGAAUUCAAGUCGGGUCGGAUGGAGGGAACCGGCACUUUCAUCGGGUCGGAUGGGGACAUGUACCGCGGCUCGUGGUCCGGGGAUCGGAAGCACGGCUACGGGGUUAAGCAUUACAGCAAUGGGGAUUACUACGAGGGGCAGUGGAAGAGGAAUUUGCAGGACGGGCAGGGGAGGUAUCUGUGGAGGAACGGGAAUGAGUAUAUUGGGGAGUGGAAGAGUGGGGUGAUUCACGGGAGGGGGGUUUUGGUGUGGAGCAAUGGGAAUAGGUAUGAUGGGAAUUGGGAGAAUGGGAGCCCUAAAGGGCAAGGGGUUUUCACUUGGCCAGAUGGAAGUUGUUACAUGGGAUGUUGGUCAAGUGAUUCUUCCAAGAAUGGGAAUCGGAAUCUGAAUCAGACAUUGAAUGGGACUUUUUACCCAGCUCACAAUGGGAAGAAUGGGGUUGUUUCCAAUGGGGAAGUGAGGAAUGGGGGUUUUAACGCCAAUUUCGGGUGUAAAUUGUCUGCGCCCUUGCUGGUUGUGGGGGAGGAGAGUGUGGAUAUGAUGGUGGCGGGAGGUGCGGGGAAGAAGAGGUCGUCUGUUGGGGUGGACAGGACGUUUCCGAGGCUGUGCAUUUGGGAGUCGGAUGGCGAGGAAGGGGAUAUAACGUGUGACAUUAUUGAUAAUGUGGAGGCGUCUAUGUUGUAUAGAGAUGGUUUUGUGAUUGAUAGGGAUGCUAUUAAGCAGUUCAGGAAGAAUCCUUGCUUCCUCAGUGGGGAGGCGAAGAAGCCCGGGGAGACGAUUUCCAAAGGGCAUAAGAACUACGAGCUGAUGCUCAAUCUCCAGCUGGGAAUUAGGUAUUCAAUAGGGAAGCAUGCUUCCGUGUCGCCUACUCUUAAGCUCAGUGAUUUUGAUCCUAAAGAAAAGUUUUGGACAAGGUUUCCACCUGAGGGAUCGAAGCUUACGCCCCCUCAUCAAUCCAUUGACUUUCGUUGGAAGGACUAUUGCCCUGUGGUUUUUAGACAUUUAAGGGAGCUAUUUCAUGUUGAUCCUGCGGAUUAUAUGCUAGCCAUUUGCGGGAGCGAUGCUCUGAGAGAGCUUUCGUCUCCUGGGAAGAGUGGAAGUUUCUUUUACUUGACACAGGAUGAUAGGUUCAUGAUCAAGACAGUGAAGAAAUCAGAAGUCAAGGUGCUUACUAAAAUGCUUCCAAGCUAUUACCAGCAUGUUUGCCGUUAUGAAAAUACCCUUGUGACUAAAUUCUUUGGUGUCCAUUGUGUCAAACCAGUCGGGGGCGUCAAGACGCGUUUCAUUGUGAUGGGAAACAUGUUCUGCUCAGACUACCGAAUUCAUCGAAGGUUUGAUCUGAAAGGAUCAUCCCAUGGCCGCAGAACUGAUAAGCCCGAGGGAGAGAUUGAUGAAACCACAACUCUCAAGGACCUCGACUUGAACUUUGUAUUUCGUUUGCAGACCAAUUGGUAUCAAGAACUUAUCAAGCAAAUUGAUCGCGACUGUGAGUUCUUGGAGGCAGAGAGAAUCAUGGAUUACAGUCUCUUAGUAGGUCUUCAUUUCCGCGAUGAUAGUACUCGAGACAAAAUGGGAUUGUCGCCUUUUCUAUUGCGCACAGGAAAGAGUGAUUCAUUUCAAAAUGAGAAGUUCAUGCGUGGCUGUCGUUUCCUCGAAGCAGAACUGCAAGACAUGGAUCGAGUUCUAGCUGGCAGGAAACCACUGAUCAGGCUAGGUGCCAACAUGCCGGCACGAGCCGAGCGCGUGGGUCGGAGGAGCGACUUUGACAAGUAUUCCAGCGGAGGACUUAGCAAUUUGAGACCCUCGCGCAGUGGUGAAGUUUACGAAGUAGUUCUCUACUUCGGGAUCAUCGACAUUUUGCAAGAUUAUGACAUCAGCAAGAAGCUCGAACACGCGUACAAAUCGUUGCAGGUGGAUUCGACCUCAAUCUCAGCCGUUGAUCCGAAACUGUAUUCCAAAAGAUUCCGGGAUUUUGUCGGGCGAAUAUUUAUGGAGGACAGGUGAACUGAUGCCAAUUGUCGAGUGUUGUGUUCUUAGGCGAGUCUUGAAUUCUACGGGACGAGCAUUGCCACGUAGGAUAUGCCAAAGCGCCACACCUUGAAUCACGGCUACAAGAAGUAUAUUAUAAGCACGGCCAGGGCAUCCAACGAGGGUCCAACCAAGCCAAGGGAAUGGCGGAUCGCGCGCACGAGCCGAGUUGGUGACUUGUAAGUUUGUUUGUACAUUCAAAUGUGGGCUUUUUUGGGUUAAUUUUUUGUUAGUGAAUGUAAGAUUUGGGGAAUAGGAAAAAGGGGAAAUUAGUGUUUCCCCAAGAAAAAGAUUCAAAUAUGGGAGAUGGGAUUUUGAAUAAUGGCAUUGUACAGCAUAUACAGGAAAAGGAGUUAUUAAAUUAUUGAAGAAAAUUUUGUUGAGAUUUCAAA
Messenger RNA from Salvia hispanica, 3039 nucleotides. RefSeq names its product phosphatidylinositol 4-phosphate 5-kinase 1-like. The record is from RefSeq and is a predicted model, not a curated record. Gene Ontology annotation, biological process: phosphatidylinositol phosphate biosynthetic process. Gene Ontology annotation, molecular function: 1-phosphatidylinositol-4-phosphate 5-kinase activity; ATP binding. NCBI's taxonomy places the organism in Eukaryota, Viridiplantae, Streptophyta, Magnoliopsida, Lamiales, Lamiaceae. Gene Ontology annotation, cellular component: plasma membrane.